Capsicum annuum is the source of this 3412-nucleotide messenger RNA. RefSeq lists its product as uncharacterized. The transcript has 10 exons. The coding region runs from base 137 to 3412 and encodes 1091 amino acids. The record is from RefSeq and is a predicted model, not a curated record. Lineage: Eukaryota; Viridiplantae; Streptophyta; Magnoliopsida; Solanales; Solanaceae. Gene Ontology annotation, molecular function: nucleic acid binding; transmembrane transporter activity. Gene Ontology annotation, cellular component: membrane. Gene Ontology annotation, biological process: transmembrane transport.
GAUAUAUACUAUGUCUUCCACUCUUUAUAGUUAGUAUUAUAUAGUAUAGACUUCAUAACCUCUCUAAAUUAAAACCAUUAAUUAGUACGUCUUGCAUCUUCUCUCGAUUGAUUACUACUACUGAUCAGUCGUCACAAUGGGAUUAAAUGGAAGUGUAAAAGAGAGUGCUUAUUUCCCCAUGAAGAAUACUCGACGAGGAGGCUUUACCCCCACUUUCUUCAUAUUUGGAAUGAUGUUGUUGGAUAACAUAGGAUUUGUAGCAAAUAUGAUGAGUUUUGUUGUAUAUUUUUCAUCAGUGAUGCAUUUUGACAUAACUGGUGCUGCAACUAAUACAACAAACUAUUUGGGUACUGCUUUCUUGCUCACUAUUCUUGGAGGUUUCAUUUCAGAUGCCUACAUGACUCGUCUCAACACUGCCUUAUUCUUUGGCAUCCUCCAACUAUUGGGGUACUUACUAUUGAUAAUCCAAUCCCACUUCCAAAAACUUCAACCACAACCCUGUGGAGAAUCAACUUGCGUGCAUGGAGGAAAAGCACUGCUGCUAUACACUUCAGUAUACUUAACGGCAUUGGGAGCAGGCGGAAUUCGGGGCUGUAUUCCAGCAUUGGGUGCUGAUCAAUUCGAACAGAAUGACUCGAAAAAAAACAGCAAGAACAUUUCCAGCUUCUUCAACUGGUUCUUGUUAAGCAUCACUAUUGGAGCAUCAAUUGGAGUUACUGUCGUGGUUUGGGUCAGUACAAAUGUUGGAUGGGAUAAAGGGUUCAUUAUUUCCAUUGUAUGCUGUUUUGCUGGCCUUUGUUUUGUUUCCAUGGGCAAGCCUUUUUAUAGAGUGAGAGUCCCUGGUGAAAGUCCAUUGCUAAGGGUUUUACAGGUUUUGGUAGCAGCAGCUCGAAAUUGGUCUGUGCAACUACCAACUGAUAAGCAUCAAUUAUAUGAGAUACGGGAACCGAACUCUGUUUCUCUUUUACAGGAACAUCGUCUUCCACAUACCGAACAAUUCAGAGUACUAGACAAAGCUGCAGUUCAAUUAGAGGGCACCAACAAGCAAGGAAAAUGGAGACUUUGUACUGUUACUCAAGUGGAGGAAGUGAAAAUCCUUACCAGGAUGAUGCCGAUUCUCUUGAGUACAACCAUCAUGAAUACAUGUUUGGCACAGCUACAAACAAUCUCAGUACAAGAAGGGACUCUAAUGGACCCUAGCCUUGGCAAGUUUGACGUACCUUCUGCUUCGAUUCCAGUCAUUCCUCUUGUAUUCAUGUCUCUUCUCAUUCCCAUCUAUGAAUUCCUCUUUGUCCCCGUAAUGAGGAUGUUCACAGGCCACCCCACUGGGAUAACACACCUCCAGAGGGUCGGUGUAGGGCUUGUCCUCUCAGCUAUCUCUAUGGCCAUUGCUGGAGCCGUGGAGGUGAAGAGGAAGAAUGAGUUCAACCACCAUAACCAUCGUACGAGCCUUUUCUGGCUCUCCUUUCAUUAUGCAAUCUUUGGGAUAGCAGACAUGUUCACACUUGUUGGGCUGAUGGAGUUCUUCUACAGUGAGGCUCCAGCUGGGAUGAGAUCUCUCUCGACGUCUUUCUCAUUUUUGUCACUCUCCAUCGGCUACUAUUUAAGCUCAGCUUUUGUUGAGCUUAUCAACUCAAUCACUUCAAAGUUCACUUCAAACAAGCAAGGAUGGCUUCAAGGGAGAGACAUGAACAAGAACCACGUCGAGCUUUUCUACUGGUUCCUAGCAAUCCUCAGCUUGCUCAACUUUGGUAACUACGUCUUUUGGGCCAACUGGUACAAGUACAAGAAGGAUGGUCCUGUUGAUAAACAGAAACUUCUCCACCCAGAUUUCUCUGUAACAAUGAGUAUGACCUCGCAACAGGCCAUCUCUACAAGUGAUGGUGAAAGAAAAAUGAAAAUAAAAUCAUAUCUUCAAGCCUAUGAUCUGUGGGAAGUGGUAGCGAAAAAUACACCAUUACAACCACUCCCUGAAAAUUCUACCGUUGCUCAGAUUAAAUAUCAUUUUGAUGAAAAGCUCAAAAAAUUCAAAGCCAAAACUGUAAUUCAAAAUUCAAUUGCGAAUUCGAGUUUUUCUAAAAUUAUUGCUUGUGAGACAACAAAUGAAGCUUGGGAAAAACUAAAAAAGGAAUAUCAAGGAAGUGACCGAGUUGGACAAAUGCAAAUUUUGAAUUUGAAAAGGGAUAUUGAAUCUCUUAGGAUGCAAGAAGAUGAAACUAUUGCCAAGUAUUCUGACAAGAUUUCUUUGCUUGUCGGUAAAAUCAGGUUGUUUGGUGAGGAUUUCAAAGAUGAAAGAGUAGUAGAAAAAAUUCUUGUGAUAAUUUCGGAGAGAUUCGAGUCUAAAAUCUCAUCUCUGGAAGAGUCUAGAGAUCUCUUUACCAUCUCUGUUGAAGAACUAAUAAGUUCUCUUCAAGCACAAGAGCAAAGAAGAGCCUUCAGACAAGACAAUGUUACUGAGAGUGCUUUUUAUGCACAAAACAAAAAAAAACCUCAACAAUUUCUGCAGAUGUCAUCUCCUUAUCUGCAGCCUUACUCUAUUCCACAACCUUUACAAUUUUCUCCAAAGCAGUUUCAGCAACUUCUACAGAUGAUGGACAAAAGAAAGAGCGAAUGUGAUGGUAGUACAAGUGUAGCAUCUGCAGGAUUAUCUGAUAAGACAUUGAGUGAACUAUGUACAGUUUGUCCCUUGGCUAAACAAUCCAGACAACCUUUUCCUCUUAGUAGUACUACUACUGGUACUUGUUUUACUUUACUUCAUGCUGAUGUUUGGGGCCCUUACAAGGUGCCUUCUCAAGAUAGUAAGAGAUACUUUCUUACUUUGGUUGAUGAUUGCUCAAGAUAUACUUGGGUAGUUCUUCUCAACUCAAAGUCUGAAGUGAUAGUAGCUCUCAUAAACUUCUUUAUCAUGAUUAGCAAUUUGUUUGGUACAACUGUCAAGAUCUUAAGAUCUGACAAUGGGGAUGUUGUGUUUGAGGAAGAGUUUUAUCCUUUCAAGAAUAUGCCUUAUUCCUCUUCACUGUUUACUUCUCCUGAAGUGCUUGAUCCAUUAGAUGUCUCCACUUUUCCUUUGGUGAUUCCAGUUCAAUCUAGUCCUAUUUCUGAUAUUAUUUCUUCAGAUAUUAUUGCUGAAUCCACAGUCCAUUCCUGUGAUGCUAAUACUUCAGCUGGUACUUCUGGAGAUGCAGUUUCCAUGCCCAGUGAGAGAAAAACUUUUACAAGGCAUACUAAGCCUUCUAUUUGGCUCAAAGACUAUAUCACUAAACCCUCCAAGGCAAAUUUUGUCCUUCUCUAUCCUGUGUCUACUUAUGUAAACUAUGAUUCACUCUCUACAGCUCAUAAUACAGCCUUAGUUGCAUACUCUACAAUACCUAAACCCUCCUCCUUUGUUGAAGCUUCUCUUGAUCCUAAAUAG